Actinia tenebrosa (Australian red waratah sea anemone) is the source of this 1371-nucleotide messenger RNA. RefSeq names its product histamine H2 receptor-like. The record is from RefSeq and is a predicted model, not a curated record. Lineage: Eukaryota; Metazoa; Cnidaria; Anthozoa; Actiniaria; Actiniidae. Gene Ontology annotation, cellular component: plasma membrane; dendrite. Gene Ontology annotation, molecular function: G protein-coupled serotonin receptor activity; neurotransmitter receptor activity. Gene Ontology annotation, biological process: G protein-coupled receptor signaling pathway, coupled to cyclic nucleotide second messenger; chemical synaptic transmission.
UCAUUUUCUUCUAUUUUUGAUUUCCAGAGACCCCUUCCCAGACSGGCGUUAUAUAUCAGAUGUACAUCACAUACGACAUCAUGUGUGGCACAGCAUCCAUCAUCAACCUAGUAACCAUCAGUCUAGAAAGGUGUCUGUCUGUCACACAGCCCGCCAUUCAUCGUAACCUCUCGGAUACCACCAUUAUGGUCAGUAUCGCGGUCGCAUGGUUAUACGCCCUCAUUGUUGGUAGCCUUACACACAUUAAAAACUCCAGUGGAACUUGGUAUCCUCUGUUCGUCAGUUUUUCCAGCUUUUUCUUGCCGCUUUUUAUCAUUCUUGUCAACUAUGUGAUUAUAUAUCGUAUUGCGGACCGGAGAGCUCGGGCGAGGCGUUCCCGUUCUCUAAGGCGAGAAAUUCGAAUCGCGGUGACGCUUGGCGUGGUCAUCAGCGCCUUCAUCAUUGCCUGGUUACCGUUCUUCAUUAUAAUGCUUGUCUCAAUGUACUGUAAGAAAUGCAAGGUCCCGUAUAAAAUCGUGAUACCGCUGGUUAAAUGGAUGCAUUACAGCGGCUCAAUGGUGAAUCCUAUCAUCUAUACUUAUAGAAAUAGAGACUUCAAAAGAGCGUUCCUCAAAAUACUCUGUGAAUGGCGCGAAGAUAAGCCCAUGACACACAAAAAAUUUUGUAACCUUGGAGCCAACGGACAUAAAAACGCGUGCAAUAAAUGCAAACGAACUAGCAGUAUGUGUAACUGUCCACUAGAGAGCGACAGUAAAGAACACCAUGAAUGUGAGAGACGAACUUCGUGUUGUGGGAUAGACGAUAACUGUAUUCAAGAAUACAAGACAAAAAUUAUUGGCAAAAAAGAGACGCAAAUUGUGUGGAAAAAUGGCCAGAAUAAUGCACUGGAAGAUCUAGAUUUACGCGGUUGCGAGAAUAAAACUGAGAGCUAAUAGAGUACAGAAUAUUCACCCUGUUAAAUACAGCAAAAGUUUCACAAACGUUUUCGUUACACGAAGCUGACGGACUCUGAGCCUACGUUCCUUCUGGUCAGCAUCUAUCGUUGCUUUCCACUGACCAACAGAAUUGAGGGCACCUUCGAGACGAGAAAGACGCUUAGCGAAGUUUGAUUUUCUCGACGAAAGAAAAGCAUUUUUGUUCAUAAAACUCAACAUUUUGACAUCGACUCAAGUCGCAACGUACAAUGUGAAGUAGAGUGAUUUGGCCUUGGCCCGUGAAAGAAUAGUAAACGUAAACAUUGUUUUACAGGCCAAGUAAAAUCACUUUAGUGUUCUUGAAAAAAAAAACGCUUCUCAAUCCACACAAUAAAAGGAAAGAAARUCAGGCAUUUAUUGUCGAUAAAAUAAAAAUAAAACAAUGAACUUUUCACAA